Pleurotus ostreatus (oyster mushroom) is the source of this 1116-nucleotide messenger RNA. RefSeq names its product Protein phosphatase 2C 1 (gene PTC1). Lineage: Eukaryota; Fungi; Basidiomycota; Agaricomycetes; Agaricales; Pleurotaceae. Bases 1 to 1116 code for a protein of 371 amino acids. The record is from RefSeq and is a predicted model, not a curated record. The transcript has 5 exons. Gene Ontology annotation, biological process: protein dephosphorylation. Gene Ontology annotation, molecular function: cation binding; protein serine/threonine phosphatase activity.
AUGCCGCCACAUUUCAGCGAUUCGCCGAAUGCGCGGUCGAAAUCAAUAAGCCAAGCAGAGGGGAUCGACACAUACGGCGUGCUAAAUCGCCAUCCUUCUCAAAAUCUCGCCUUCGGGAUUGGCGUCGCGGAAGAUAAGGGCACUCGCCGUACGAUGGAGGAUGCGCAUUCAUUCGUAGUUGAUUUUGACUCGAUCCGUGGGCAGGGGUUUUUUGCGGUCUUCGAUGGGCACGCUGGAAAACAUGCUGCAGAAUGGUGCGGAGCACAUUUCCAUGAGUAUCUCCUUGAUGCUCUGCAUAAGAACCCCACGACCUCAAUACCUGACACGCUCGAUAAGACAUUCCACAAUGUAGAUGACGUUCUCUCUCGUAUGUGUGAAGAAUCGGAAGGCAAGAUACAUUCCGGUUGCACCGCAGUCACCGCGUUCCUUCGCAUCGAAGAUGGCGAUGGCAAGCAAUCAUUUACCACCUCACCGCCUUCACCAGCAUCGUUGCCGUCUGGGGACUCGGAAACUCCGAUACCAGGCCGUAGCGUCAUACAGUCAUCCCCAACCGAUUCAGCAUCCGCAUCAGCGCAAACAACGGUAGCCGACGACAGUCCCCACGAUAGCAGACACAAGACGAAUGACAGCACCGUCCAGCCAAUCGUCCCACCAGCCACAUGUAAACGCGUGCUAUAUACGGCUAAUGUCGGCGAUGCGAGGGGUGUGCUUUGUCGUGCGGGCAAAGCUGCACGUCUGACCUACGAUCACAAAGGAACAGAUCAACAAGAAGCCAAACGGAUAACCGACGCAGGCGGGUUUGUGAUGAGCGGCCGGGUGAAUGGCGUCUUGGCCGUCACUAGAAGUUUGGGUGAUACUGCGAUGAAAGAUUUUGUCGUUGGAUCUCCUUAUACGACCGAGACCGAACUUUGUGAUGAAGAUGAGUUCUUGGUCUUGGCUUGUGAUGGGUUGUGGGAUGUGGUUUCUGACCAAGCUGCCAUUGACCUCGUCCGCGAGAUUGACGACGCCCAACAUGCCAGCACUAAGUUGCUAAAGCACGCCCUUUCACAACACACAACUGACAAUGUCACCGUGAUUGUUGUACGGUUCAAAAGCAUUACACCGCGCACUGCCUAG